CAGAGCGCAGCGCAGCGCACCGCGGAGCGCGCAGCUCCGGACGCACCUGAACAGUCAGAGCGGUGCGAGCAGAAGUGAGCUGCAAAACAGCCUUUCACCUGCUCACAGCCGCACACACACUCACUCACACACACGCACACACACACACUCACACACACUCACACACACUCCUCUUCAACAUCUGCCACGUCGUCUCUGAUGGAGAGAGAGAAGAAGCUGACGGAGUCUUUGUUGAUGUGGAUUAACAUUUAUUUCUACCUCUUUGGCGUCUCCUGUGGAGCAGAUGAUUCUUCGGGGGCUCGUCAUACAUGAGCGUUGAAACAAGCCUCGAAACAUGUGAGCCGCUGCGCAUUGAGUUCAGUGUUGAUUUGAACCUUAAACUACAAAUGUCUCAGACCGUCUGCGUGGAAAACUUAAAGGCAUGCUGCAUGUUGACGGCUGCGAACGUACGAGCGAGCUGAAACAGAUGGACACAAGUCCGACAACAACACACUGGAGACGCGCUGUGUUGCUGACUGGGUGACUGGCUCCCAGUCACCUCACAUACCUGUGAAGCCCCGCUCCCAUUGCAUUGCACAGGACAGGUUCCCCCAGCAGAGUGGCAGGGAUGUACCAGGAGGUGGCCUUCCUGGCAGGCAGCACUGAGCACCAGUUCACCACCUUCCACUUCAACCGAGUAGAGAACCCACAAGAGGUCACCUCCAAGAAGGGUGUGUUCUACAAGCGAGCCCAGCUCCUGCUCCACCCUCAGCCCCGCCAACAGGAUGGAGACGAGAUCGGCCUGGCUGACGGGGCAGCCAUUAUCAACGUGGGGGGCAUCAAGUACCGCAUCCCCUGGUCAACGCUGGAGGAGUUUCCCUUAUCGAGGCUUGGAAAGCUGCGCAGCUGCAGCAACGAGGCCGAGAUCAUGGACGUGUGUGAUGACUACGACGGCAGCCGCAACGAGUAUUUCUUUGACCGAAGCCCGUUGGCGUUCCGCACCAUUGUCACUUUCUUGGCGGCAGGUAAACUGCGGCUUCUGAGGGAGAUGUGCGCCAUGUCCUUCCAGGAGGAGCUGCUUUACUGGGGGGUGGAGGAGAACAACCUGGACUGGUGCUGCCUCAGGAAGCUGCGUCUCAGGCAGGAGGAGUACAAGGAGCAGCAGAGGCUGGACGAAGAGGAGGCCGAGCUCACGUCGCCGCAGUCCUGCGAGGAGAGCCAGCAGACUCCUGGAGUGGCAGCACUGGAAGAGACUCGUGUGGGGGGCUGCAUGCGGAGACUGAGGGACAUGGUGGAGAACCCCCACUCCGGCCUACCAGGGAAGAUCUUCGCGUGUCUGUCAGUGAUAUUUGUAGCCAUCACUGCUGUGACGCUGUGUGUCAGCACCAUGCCUGACCUCAGGGAGGAGGAGGAGAGGGGUGAGUGCUCCCAGAGGUGCUAUAACAUCUUCGUGCUGGAGACGGUGUGCGUCGCCUGGUUCUCCCUCGAGUUCCUGCUGCGAUUCAUUCAGACGCAGAGCAAGUGUAUGUUCCUGCGUACGCCUCUGAACAUCAUCGAUGUGGUGGCCAUUCUACCCUACUACAUCACCCUCAUCGUGGACUCUCUGUCGGUGGGAGGGAAACCUGUGGGAUCAGGGAACAACUACCUGGAGAAGGUGGGGUUAGUCCUCAGAGUCCUGCGAGCUCUAAGGAUCUUUUACGUGAUGAGGUUGGCCCGACACUCCUUAGGCUUGCAGACGCUUGGUCUGACGGUGAGGAGGUGUACACGUGAGUUCGGCCUGUUGCUGCUGUUCCUGUGCGUGGCCAUGGCUCUUUUCUCCCCACUAGUGUUCCUAGCUGAGAGCGAAAUGGGCGCCAAGCAGGAGUUCACCAGCAUCCCCGGGAGCUACUGGUGGGCAGUCAUCUCCAUGACCACGGUGGGCUACGGAGACAUGGUGCCCAGGAGCAUCCCUGGCCAGGUGGUGGCGCUCAGCAGCAUCCUGAGCGGCAUCCUCCUCAUGGCCUUCCCCGUAACGUCCAUCUUUCACACCUUCUCUCGCUCCUACGUGGAGCUGAAGGAGGAGCAGAACCGGGCGCUGAGGCAGAAGCCGGACUCGCAGGACAGCACCAAGUCCCAGAACAGCGAGGACUCUCAGGAGACGGACAGCUACCACGGCAUCACGGACGCCACAGCCUCAGCGUUGCAGCGGAGGAAGUCCUUGGCUGCUCAGAGGGCUGCUGAGAUUAGAGCGGCCAUGCAGACUUAGCUGCUCCGACUGUCUAUCAGUGUUCAAGUGGCAGCCUGGGAGGCCGUGACACCCAGCGCUGGGACUGAAAAGAUGACAGAACUGGGAACAGGGAGGAGAUUUUCUUCUCUGGAGUUUGAGGUCUCAGCUUUGAUCAUGUGAAGCGCUUGAGCACCAAAGUGUGUCUAUGUUUCCUAAGUUUUCCAGAGGAGCUGCAGAUUUGACUUUAAAAGAUGGCUAACAGUACAAUAUUCACAAUUUAACAACUCAAGUCAAAUGAGAUUGAAAAACUGACAAAGACAGCACUGUCACUGACUGCGAUUCAGACUUGAAGUAAGUCUGUACAAAAGGGAACCUAACACCAAACCAUGACACGUUGUUAUUCAGACUUCAGACUAAUAAUUCAUGUUCCUUGUGUAGCUGCAUUUGAGAGGAUUAUGUCAAAUAAAGGUGAGAUGUCAGACAUGCAGGUUAUUAUUGAUGUGAAAUAUCAUCUCCAUUCACUCUGUAUUGUAUUUGGGCAAACCAAAUAACUUAUUGUAGGUGGGUUAUAUAAGUGUCAUACAUGUACACAAUGAUGUCAUCAUAUUUAUUUGCAAUAAAGCAGAGCUAAUUAAUCUCCAAUGUAAUAACACAAAACUGAUGAAUCUGUCAAAGGGCUAUACAGUGUGUUGGGAAGAGUUAAGAGGGUUGAUACCACUCUCAUCUGUCUCUAAUAGCUCGUGUGCUGAUGCUUCAAAAGAAUAGUUUGACAUUUUCUUUGCUCUUUUGCUUAGAGUUAAAUGAGAGGAUUGCUACCACUCUCAUAUCUGUGUGCUAAAAAGUACGCUACAGCCAAGGAUAUCUUAGCUUAGCAUAAAGUCUCCGCUGGUUGCCUGGCAACCGCAGAGUAAGGUCAGGACUUCAGCACAAAUUUGUCGUUUUUUUACAUUUCAGUUUUUGUACAGAUUAAAAAAACUUGAUAUAACCUGGCUUUACAUGUGCUGGUAAUCUGGUCUCUUUUAGCUUUGGAGUGAGUCAAGCUAGCUGUUUUUGCUUUAUUCAAAGCUAAGCUAACCAUCUUAGCUUUAUUUACUGUAAAGAUUUGAGAGUGGCAUCAAUCUUCCUGUGUAAUUCUUGGCAAGAAAGAAAAUAAUUUUAUUUCUCAAAUUGUUGAAUUAUAACACAUAACGUGAUAACCGAUCAUGUACAACUAGAACUGUGUGAAGAUAAACAUUUCAGAAUUUAGAAUUGGUUUUCUAUGUGACCAUCCUUUCCUGGCCUGGGGACUGGUAGUUAGAAACUCAAGGACCACUUACUGGCUUUCUUCAGAGCUUGUAACCACAUCUCUUAAACAGCUAACAGAGUUUAAUCAGUUGUAAUGGAUUGGGCUCAGCACGUGACCUAAAUAAAGACACUUAAGAUGCAGAAAAAAAACUAAUAAGUUGUAUGUGACAUGACAAUUGUGGGGAACUCCAGAAAAAAAACCAAAGAUUUUUGGGGUUUGGUUGUUGCUUUGCAAAAGAUACAAUGCUAGUCUGUUUGUCCAUCUGCCAAAACUAUUAUGAAAUCUGCUCCAGCUGUUUAUUUGCUGGGCUAUUCAACAUCCAUGGAAGAUGAAUCGUAGGGAUUUUGAUGCCCCCGUUACACAAUGUGUCACUGUAGUAAACUGCAAGUUUGCAUUUUCUUCAUUUUUGGAUAUGAUAUUGUGAUUACUUACUAUCUUUGAUGAUGAUGAAUGGGCACAGGUGGCGUUAUCAGUGUGACAAAUUGAGAUUACAGUAUAUUGGUGGCUGAAAAAAAAAUCUUUAAUCUACAUUAAACAAGCCAGAGAAGCACUCGCCAAAAGGUUCAUUUCAGGUUCCUUUCACAGUCUUACAUGAUUUCCUCAUAUAAUUGCAAAUACAGAACUUCAUUUUCUUUGGCUUGAGGGCCUUGUACUUUGAAGUGACACAUUAAAAAACCAUUUCCGCAAAUUGUUGUCAAGUUGGAACCAAUCAAUGCAGUGUAAGUGCUUGAGAGUGCAAAUUAGGUUGAGAUAUUUUUAAUAUGCCACACAGAUUGGAAGGAUCUGUUUAGUCUGCCAACUCUGAAUCGCAGUCACUGUAUUAACUGAAUCAUUAAAAAGCAUGAAAAUAUCACACUGAACACUCUUAAAACUAUUAUAUCUACAAUAUAUGAAAUUAUUGUUUUGAUGAGGAGCGGAUGUUGCAAUGGGACAUCAUUUGAAUAGAAACCCAAUUUAAAUGGAUUUGUGCUUUGCCUCAUGAAUCAAUAGCCUGAGGAACAGCUUCUUUUGAAAAAUGUAAUAAAGAUUAUAAUGAACACAG
This is a messenger RNA of Seriola aureovittata, 4512 nucleotides long. It is a transcript of the gene kcng2, whose product is annotated as potassium voltage-gated channel, subfamily G, member 2. Bases 608 to 2224 code for a protein of 538 amino acids. The record is from RefSeq and is a predicted model, not a curated record. Gene Ontology annotation, biological process: protein homooligomerization; potassium ion transmembrane transport. The transcript is spliced from 3 exons. NCBI's taxonomy places the organism in Eukaryota, Metazoa, Chordata, Actinopteri, Carangiformes, Carangidae. Gene Ontology annotation, cellular component: voltage-gated potassium channel complex; membrane. Gene Ontology annotation, molecular function: voltage-gated potassium channel activity.